Messenger RNA from Engraulis encrasicolus (European anchovy), 1965 nucleotides. It is a transcript of the gene hnrnph3, whose product is annotated as heterogeneous nuclear ribonucleoprotein H3 (2H9). Gene Ontology annotation, molecular function: RNA binding. Bases 86 to 1312 code for a protein of 408 amino acids. The transcript is spliced from 11 exons. The record is from RefSeq and is a predicted model, not a curated record. NCBI's taxonomy places the organism in Eukaryota, Metazoa, Chordata, Actinopteri, Clupeiformes, Engraulidae. Gene Ontology annotation, cellular component: ribonucleoprotein complex.
CGAGAUACUGGGGAUAGACGUUACCUACCUAAACGCUGUUCCUUAGCUACCUACCUGAGGACAGACAGGCGUCUGACGAUUAAAGAUGUCUCACAAUGAUGAAGGGUAUGUGGUCCGGAUCCGUGGGCUGCCAUGGUCAUGCACGCAAGAAGAAGUCGCCUCCUUUUUCUCAGAUUGUGACAUUGUUGGCAAAGUGAAUGGGGUAUGUUUCACCUACUCCAAGGAAGGAAGACCUAGUGGAGAGGCCUUUGUAGAGUUGAAAACAUCAGAGGAUUUUAAGAAUGCGUUGGCCAAGGAUCGCAAAUACAUGGGGCAUCGGUACAUUGAAGUGUUUAAGUCAAACCGCAGUGAGAUGGACUGGGUUCUGAAGCGCUGCGGCCCCACAGACUACGACAGUAGCAGCGGCUGCACGCUGCGCCUCAGAGGCCUCCCCUUUGGCUGCAGCAAGGAGGAGAUCGUACAGUUCUUCGCAGGGUUGAAAAUCGUUCCAAAUGGGAUAAGAUUGCCGAUGGACUACCAGGGGAGGAGCACAGGGGAAGCCUUCGUGCAGUUUGCCUCAAAGGAGAUAGCAGAAAAGGCACUGGGGAAACACAAGGAAAGAAUAGGGCACAGGUACAUCGAGAUAUUCAAGAGCAGUCGCAAUGAGAUCCGGGCAUACUACGAAGUGCCCCGCAGGAUGAUGCCUCAGCGGCCGGGUCCGUACGAUCGGCCAAUCAUGGGGCGCGGGGGCUUCUUUGGGCCUGGUCCGGGUAGAGGCGGCGCGGUUCUGGACCAGAUGCGCAGUGGAGGCGGCGGAUACAGCGGAGGUUACGGAGGCUUUGACAACUACAACGGCUUCAAUAACUACUGCUUUGGCAACGGCAUGUUUGAGGAGAGGGGCGGCAGGGGCGACCGCAGCAGAGGCAGCAGUAGUAGUCAUGGCGGCUAUGGUGGGGGCGGCGACAGCAGCAGUUCCAGUUUCCACAGUGGCCACUUCGUGCACAUGAGGGGCCUCCCCUUCCGAGCCACAGAGGCCGACGUCGCCAGCUUCUUUGCGCCGCUUCACCCCAUGCGCGUCCGCAUCGACGUCGGCCCGAAUGGCAAGUCCACUGGGGAGGCAGACGUGGAGUUCGCUUCGCACGAGGAUGCCGUGUCAGCAAUGUCGAAGGACAAGAAUCACAUGCAGCAUCGUUACAUUGAGUUGUUUUUAAACUCAACUUCAAGCGGAGGAUCUGACAUGGGUCGCGGGGGUGGUGGCGGUGGCGGUGCGUUCUACAACAGCUCUGGAGGCGGCAUGGGCUCACGAAGCAGCGGACUCCGAGGAAUGUUCUAGAAAUACACUCUGCACUGGGGCCUAUACUACAAAGCUGGUUCAGGAGUAAACCAGGUUAAGCUAAGAGGUAAUUCAUCUAAUAGAAGAUGAUCUAUUUAGAGCUCUUAACUUAACCUGGUUUACUCCUGAACCAGCUUUGUAGUACAGACCCCUGGUCUCUUCAGAGUGGCACCGUUUUCAACCCAAAGUUGGAAGAGUUGUUUUUGUAUUUGGAUGUUUUCACAUGUUCAUAAAAAAUGUACUUAGAAUAUUUCCAGUCUCAAAGAGUGGAAUAAUAAUAAAAAAGAAAUGUCUAUUACACACAUAUAUAAAUAUAUAUAAAUAUAUAUAUAUUUGGGAUCAUUACGUAGGCUAAUAACCAGCUAUUGUAAAUUUUACUUAUAAAUUAAAGUUUUAUAUAAAACUCUUGUCACUGUUCAUGGUUCAUUGUGGGGUUUUUAAAAUGUUAUGCGAUAAUUUGACAAGAUAGAUUUUUCUGUUUACUGUUUCAUGAUCAGAGAUCCCUUUACUGUAGUUUUUUUCUUCUCAUUUUUCAUUUUAUAAAGGCUAUAUGUUUGCUUGAGUUGUGCAGUUGUCGGGGUGAUUAUCUCUGAAUAUUUCAAGAGCUAACCCGGAGACACAAUAAAGACAACACUGCUAUAUUUUACAACCGA